Bufo bufo (common toad) is the source of this 1666-nucleotide messenger RNA. RefSeq names its product oocyte zinc finger protein XlCOF19-like. NCBI's taxonomy places the organism in Eukaryota, Metazoa, Chordata, Amphibia, Anura, Bufonidae. The coding region runs from base 25 to 909 and encodes 294 amino acids. Gene Ontology annotation, molecular function: RNA polymerase II cis-regulatory region sequence-specific DNA binding; DNA-binding transcription factor activity. The transcript has 2 exons. The record is from RefSeq and is a predicted model, not a curated record. Gene Ontology annotation, biological process: regulation of transcription by RNA polymerase II.
CACAAGGACCUGUACAAGGAGGCCAUGAUGGAGGAGCACCAGCCUCUUAUAUCACAAGAGAAUUCCAGUAAAAAUAUUAAGGGCAAAGCUAUAUUAUCACUAAAUUAUAAAGAAGAAGCUGAAGAUAUCAAACAGUGCUCUUCAGGAGAAAAACUCAUUACACUUAAUGUAUACCCAAGACUUCAGCGUACGGAUGUAUUAUAUAAUCCCCCCACUCAUGAGGAACUUUCUUCUAACCAAUUACAGAUUGUUACCAAAAAUACAAGUCAGAAAGGGGAUAAAAGGUUUCAGGGUGGUAAAGAGUGUACAGAACAAUCAAGGCUUUCUACACGCGGAAGAAUUCACACAGCAGAACAUCCAUACUCCUGUUUAGAAUGUGGGAAAUGUUUUACAAGUAAACAACAUCUUGUUAGACAUGAGAGAAGUCACACAGGAGAGAAACCAUUUUCAUGUUCAAAAUGUGGGAAAUGUUUUACCCGAAAAUCAGGUCUUGUGAAACAUGACAGAGUUCACACAGGAGAGAAGCCAUAUUCUUGUUCAGAAUGUGGAAAAUGUUUUACAGAUAAAUCAAGUCUUGUUAUGCAUGACAGAGUUCACAAAGGAGAGAAACCGUAUUCAUGUUCAGAAUGUGGGAAAUGUUUUACAUAUAAAUCACAUUUUGUUAAACAUGAGAGAAAUCACAGAGGAGAGAAGCCAUAUUCAUGUUUAGAAUGUGGGAAAUGUUUUAUAGAUAAAUCUUCUCUUGUUAGACAUAAGAGAACUCACACAGGGGAGAAGCCUUAUUUAUGUUCAGAAUGUGGAAAAUGUUUUACAGAUAAAUACAGUUUAAUUAGACAUAACAAUAUUCACAAAGGAGAGAAGCCAUAUUCAUGUUCAGAAUGUGGGAAAGGUUCUAAACAGAAAUCAUAACUUGUUAGACAGCAGAGAAGUCACACAGUAGAGAAGUCAUUUUGAUGUUUUAUAUGUUGAAAAUGCUUUGUAAAAAGGAAGUAAAAUUCUCAAACAACAGAUCAGAAGAAACUAUAUUGUUUUUUUUAGAUAUGGGAAAUGUGAUAAGAGCAAAAAAUAAUUUUAAAACCAACUUAUUCACAGACGUUAAAGAGGACCUUUCAUGGGUCCAGACUUUAUAAAAUAAGUAUCAGUAUCAUCUGUCCAAUCAUAGCGGAGAGCGUCACAGCCAGUGAGAAAAAAACCUCACAUUCUCCCUGGCUGUGACGCUCUCUGCUGCGAUUGGACAGCGCUACAGCCAGGGAGAAGGAGACGCCCACAGAGAAAGACUGCGUCUUUUCCUCAUUGCACCAAUGCGAAAAUUAGCAUACAGGGCAGGAGAAUUUAAGGGGGGCCACAGCGGGCGAACGGAGCGGCGCCCAAAAAAAAUAGUGAGCGCUAUUAGAUUCACGCUGUAUGCCCUACAUACCCUGAUACUUAGUUUAUAAAGUCUGGACCCAUGAAAGGUCCUCCUUAAGUUUCAGGCUACAUGUAUCACAUUACUGCAAGUCUCAGAACAGUCUCACAACUUGUCUGCAACUUGUCUUUUAGCUAUUUUAAAACCGGGAUUUGGCGGUAAAAAAUUUCUGCCAAACUGCACAAGUUGUUGCACACGACUUGCAUUGUGUUCUAUCAUGAGAAAUCAAUAUAAAGAAAAAUAAACGUCAUGUCGUUAUGU